Molecule: messenger RNA, 1232 nt
Organism: Lolium rigidum
Lineage: Eukaryota; Viridiplantae; Streptophyta; Magnoliopsida; Poales; Poaceae
Product: ethylene-responsive transcription factor ERN1-like
Exons: 1
Coding region: 83-997 (304 amino acids)
Biological process (GO): regulation of DNA-templated transcription
Molecular function (GO): DNA-binding transcription factor activity; DNA binding
Source: RefSeq, a predicted model, not a curated record
CCUGUCUCCUCUCCUCUCCCCUCACACCUUCCUUCCCCAACUCCAAGAUUCCAGUUUUAAGCCAAGCACAACCUCAUCCCCAAUGGAGCUCCACUUCCAGGUGCAUCCCCAAGUGCUCCAGGUGCAGGACUACUGCUACUACUACCAGCACCACCAGGAGCAGGCGGCGGCGGCGCAGGCAGCCCAGCCCACCAAGCCGCGGGGCAGGAAGAAGGGCGGCAGCAGCCACACCAAGUUCGUCGGCGUCCGCCAGCGCCCGUCGGGCCGGUGGGUCGCCGAGAUCAAGGACACCACCCAGAAGAUCCGCAUGUGGCUCGGCACCUUCGAGACCGCCGACGCCGCCGCGCGCGCCUACGACGAGGCCGCCCGCCUCCUCCGCGGCGCCGAGGCGCGCACCAACUUCGCGCCCCGCAUCUCGCCCGACUGCCCGCUCGCCGUCCGCAUCCGCGGCCUCCUCCACCACAAGAAGCUCAAGAAGGCCAGGCUCCCCGCCGCGUCCACCAAGGUGUCCCCCGCCUCCUCCUCCACGCCCGCCGCUCCCGCCGCCACCACCGCCACCACCACCACAAGCAAUAGCAAUAGCAAUAGCAUGGAUGGUGCUUGCGGUGGUGGCUCAAGCAGCAGCAGUAGCAGCAGCGCCAUCAGCUUUGACGCGCCCAUGAAGCAAGGGGCCGGGGAGGUGUACAGGCCGGACUUCGCUCCCCUCGCCAGCGCCGAGGACCAGUUCGAGUCUUGGGUGUUCGACUCGGCGCCCUUCGGCCAGUUCCCGGCGCUGGACAGCUUCGCCGCCGUCGACGCCUGCACGCCACCGGCGGCGUCUCCCGAGGAGACCAGCGCCGCCCCUGCUUCGGGGAUGGCGGAGUUCGAGCGGAUGAAGGUGGAGCGGCGGAUCUCGGCGUCCCUGUACGCCAUGAACGGCCUCCAGGAGUACUUCGACAGGGUGUUCGACGCGUCCGCCUGCGACCCGCUCUGGGAUCUCUCGCCGCUCUGCCACUAGCUUGGCUUCGCGCGCUCCGGCCGGCGUGUGUGCUCGUCGUUCUUUCUCUUUUGCCUCCUGGGCGCCGGACUGCUAGCCUCUGCCGGGGAAGAAGCAUCAGUGAUUCAGUGUGUGUGUGUGUUGCGUGUGCGUGUCAACUUGGUUUUUGCUGCGGCCAGGCAGUGCAGUGUAAAGAGGAAUUACUUGUUCUUAGAUUUCCAGUCAAUGCAAGCGAUGCACUUCUAUGCAAAACAAA